Molecule: messenger RNA, 4866 nt
Organism: Sebastes umbrosus (honeycomb rockfish)
Lineage: Eukaryota; Metazoa; Chordata; Actinopteri; Perciformes; Sebastidae
Product: neurabin-1-like
Exons: 19
Coding region: 451-4455 (1334 amino acids)
Biological process (GO): actin filament organization; calcium-mediated signaling; neuron projection development
Cellular component (GO): cytoplasm; dendrite; postsynaptic density
Molecular function (GO): actin filament binding
Source: RefSeq, a predicted model, not a curated record
UCCGACUGCACGUGAACGCAGCGGUUGUGCACAGGACUUUAUUGCUGGUCCAAAGUCCAGACAGGUUAAUUGUAAGUAGAUAGCUGUGUGCCAAACAACUCCUUAUGUCUAUGUUUUGUGUUUUUUGACGGUGUUUACAAUCUUCAAAUUUUGCAGAGGAGACUCUUGCUGUGGUGAUCAAUCUAAAGACUACCUGAUGACAAUGACGUUUCCAGACUAAGAGCCUGCCCUUUGUCACCUGCUGUCAUCAAACAAAUGCAGUAUAACCUCUUAAAGCAGCAUAAAGCUCCAUUAUCCAGCACAUUUCUUGCCUUACUGCUACCAUUCCACUGUACCAGCAGAUCCUCAAACAUUAUCUGCCUGCUCAACACUUCCCCAGGUGCAUUUCAUUCGCUGUGAAAAGCUCCUCCACAAGUUGUAUUCUCACUUCAGAGAACCCUCCAUUCCCAGAUGAUGCGGACGGACAGCAAAGGCCGAAGCGCCUCCCCUCACAGGAUAACCUACAAGUCUGACUUCCACGCCAUCAAAUGCUCAUUUGACUCUGCUUCCAAUCUACAACCAGGGACCAAAGCUGCUCCGCACUCUGCCAUGCACCCAACCAGGCUGCCAUCCAGCCUGUCAGAUCCCAUAAUGUCCAAAACCACCACCAGCACCAGUGCCAGCACAGGCAGCAGAGGGAGAGUCCUCAGCAGCAGGGGGACCAAGAUUAGAGACAACAUCUUCCUGCAAAUGGACAACCAGCAGCUGAAACAAGAUGGCGCUCCAGUGCAGAGUUCUGGCUCCACACCCCUCCUUGCUCCCCAUAACCCCACCCUACAGCUCCAAACUUCACCUUUCCCUGCAUCCAGACGUUCAGUCCUGAGUGCCUCGUCUGUUCUGAGCGCUGCGGCCAGCAUUUCGACUGCAGAAUCUUCUCUGCAAGAUAGAUCAUGCAGAUCGGAGGAGAUAGUGGAUAUCGACAGAGCUGCUCUGGCUCAGAAGUUCUCUGUAACCCGGCAGUUGUUUGAGACCAAGGUGAUGGAGGUUGGAGGGCAGGUUUCGAGAGGAUGGGGAAGCAAAGGGGUGGCGGAUGGGAAAGAAGAAGAAGAAGGGGAAGGGGAAGAGGGGAUAGGAGGAGGCCAGGUAGAAAAAGAGGAAGACGAGAGUGGGAAAAGGGCUCACACAGAGGAUAGCGUUGAUAAAGACAAAUCCAUAAACCUACCCGUCAUAAAUAUUCCCUCGCCAAAGCCUCCUGCACAGGCCUCGCUGACACAGCACCCUAAAUCUCCUGUGUCGGAUGGCGCUAGUGAAUCAUCCUCCUAUCUCGACAAACGCGGUCAAACCACAGGAUUGCAAACAGAGGAAGACAGGACAGCAACUCUUGACCUCUACUUGACCCCUGAGGAGCCAGUGAGGGCAGAACUAGUCGACUUAAAGAACGGGUCAUCAGAAAGUGAUGAGAAUGAGGAAGAAAAGGUGCAGAAAGAGGACAAAAAGUGGCUCAAAGAUGAGGGGGAAAAGUACAUGAACAAAGUGUCAGGAUAUAGUGUGCAGGAGCUGGUGGACGAUGUUUUUGAAGAGCCCAGCAUGGAGACACCGGGACCUUAUACGCUGGAAAACAGAGUGGAAGAAGAACACCAGAAGGAGAUAUCAGCAAGCAUGUCGUUUAAAAGAGAGACCAAGGACGACGGGGAAGGUGGUAGGGACAAGUAUCGGCAAGUGAAUGAAGAAUGGGAGGGUGAAAGGGAGGGGCAGAACAUUGCACGGGCUGAGAAGUCAAAAGAAAAGAGGGACAACGGGGAGAAAAGGACUGUUGCAGGAGUGGAAGAAAGUGCUGGAAGGACAGAGAGAGGCAUGAUGCAAGAGGAGGACAAUGACAAGGAAGUUGAGACGUACAGUGCGGGAAAGAGGAAAGGUGGAGAAGAAUGUAAACAAAGUCAAGAGAAAGAAGAUGGUUCAACAUCUGAGCUGCAAGAGGAGGUCAAGCGUGAGGAGCGCAGUGAUGGGAAAGAUGAUAUAGGAGGACGAGGCGGCGGCAAAGAGGACCAGACAGGAUCAGUAGUUAUCUGUGGGAUUGAGAACGAGGCUUUUGUGUAUGAGCACACUCAUCCAGAGCAGACGAGACGUGGACUUUUAUCGCAAUUUGAGGAAAUUCCUGGUGUGCCUGAACUGGAAGAUGAUCAGGAGGAGAAGGAGGAGGAAGACGAGGAGGAGGAUGCAGCAGAAUGUGCAAAGAGAAAGGUCAGGUUCACCUCAGCACCUAUCAAGGUGUUCAGCACUUAUUCUAAUGCAGAGUACGACAGACGCAACGAGGACAUCGACCCGGUGUCCGCCUCGGCUGAGUUCGAACUGGAGAAGAGAGUGGACAGGAUGGAUGUCAUUCCAGUGGACAUAGAGAAGGGAGACGAGGGUCUGGGCAUCAGUAUAAUAGGAAUGGGUGUAGGAGCCGACCAGGGACUGGAAAAACUGGGAAUCUUCGUCAAGACGGUCACUGAAGGAGGAGCAACACAGAAGGAUGGAAGGAUCAAGGUGAAUGACCAGAUAGUGGAUGUGGACGGGGUGAGUUUGGUUGGAGUCUCCCAGCUGUUUGCAGCCACAGUCCUCAAGAAUACGUCAGGCCUUGUCAAGUUUUUGAUCGGCCGAGAGAAGGAGGGCGUAGAGAGCGAAGUAGCACGGCUGAUCAACGAAAGCCUGGAGAUGGAUAAAACAUCCGCAAAGAGUGGAAGAGCAAGCGGGGAUGAGGAUAAUGAUGGCAGCAUGUCAGAGAAGUCAUUGGAAGAGGAGGAAGAUGAAGAGGAAGAGGAGGACUUGUCUGUUCUUUCCGGCCUGGACAACUACCAGCUCUGCCUCAAAUACCAGCAGCUUCAGUCCAAACUACGAGGCAAAGUAGCCCAACUUCACCAUGCUAGAGAAAAGUUAAAAGCAUGGGAGGAGCAGCAGGCUGAUUGGGAGAGCCAGAAGAUUGAGCUGGAGCAACGAGCGGAGGAUGGGGAGGAGAAAGCUGACAAACUAGAGAAGUAUUGGCAGGAGGCCCAGACACUGUGCAGGGUUGUGAGCCAGCGACUGGCUGAUGCCCAGAGCCAAUCAGAGAGCUUGGAGAUCAAAUACAGCAAGGCCAAGAGACUGGUCAGAGAAUACCAGAGCAGAGAGGAGGAGAGUGAGAACAGAGAAGCAGAGCUGAGAGGAGAAAUGGUGGAGAGAGAUAAGCUGCACAGAGAGACAGUUGAAAGACUGCAAAUCCAGGUAGCACAGCUAGAGGGAAAAGAGGCCACACCUGAAAGGAGGAACCACUCUGUGGAGUCUUCAGUCACAGGUCCAGAAUGGCAUAUUCCAGUUCCUGAUACAGGACUUCUAGACACCAGUGCUCACAAAGCCAGAGCUCAGCUGGCCCAGAAGUCCAAGCGCCACCCGCCCUCUCGAGACAAACUCAGAGAGAGCUUUCGAAAACAGUUAGAAGAAGUUCAGAAAGCGCAGGAGAGCCAAUCACUGUCUGCUCCCACUGCGAUGCAAAGGAGCGGCAGAAGCGACCUGUCCAGCACCUCGUCGUUCUCGGCCUUCAGUCCUCAACCCGGCUCCAUCUUCACCCCUCCCAUCUACAUCAACGACACCGUCACUCCCUCGUCAUGCAACUCCUCCGCAUCCAGGAAGUCCAAAAGAAAAUUUCCCGACUUCAGUGGCCUUCGCAAGUCUCUCAAAAGGAGAAGUGAGAAACGCCACAAAAGCUCCAUAAACAACAGGGGGUCGUGUGGUGACCUGGUGGACGAGCCCGCUGGAAUUUCUCCGUCGGGUUCAAUCACCUCCAUGCCCUCUUGUUUGCCCUUCCCCUGGUUUGGAGAGCGAGGUAGAGAAAAAGAAGCGGACGCUGAGAGAGGCAGGGAGAGACUUCGGUCGGUGUCCAGCAGCAGCUUACCGUACCUGACCACCACAGGUAGAAGAGACCAGAGUAUUGGCUCUCCAGUGGGCUGCUCCAGCAUGGUGGGUCAUGUCUCUGAUCUCUCCCUCUCUGGACACUCUCACGCUUUCACCUUUUCCUCCACCGAGACGUUGGACGAUGACCCAGUUCCCAGCAAUAACAACAACCAGUGGCAAAGUCGACCCGUCUUGGAGUGGGACAACCAGCAGGUCUGUCUGUGGUUAAUCACCAUGAACAUGGACGAGUACGCGUCGGAGUUUGCGGCCAGAGGUGUGGACGGGAAGCAGCUGCUCAACAUGGACAGUGAGAAACUCAAGGCUCUGGGGGUGUGCAGUCAAAGCGACCGGUCCGCCCUCAAGAGGAAGCUGAAGGAGAUCAAGAAAAGAGAGGAGAAAGAACUGAGGAAAGGAGAUAAGAGGCUGAAAGAGGAAAAGGAGAAGAACACAGAUUUGGAUAAGACAGGUGAAGACAAAGAGAAAGCGAGGAUGAUGAUGAUGGAGGAGAAGUCUGUAAAAGACGCCGGACGCAGUGGCAAAACCGUACGAACUGAGUCGCUGUUAUAAAAGGGAGAGAGAGGUGAUGUCGGAGAUGCACCACCAGCAUGAGGGCGUGUUUGCAGCCUGACGCACACAAAAAUACACUUGAACCAAUUUCUGUUUAGUCAAUAGAAACCGCUAGAUCUCCUGCACACAUCCUCUCUAUUGUUCACAUCUUAAUAGCUCUCAUUUAUACAGAACACUGGUUGGUUUUUAGAGCAGAGGUUUGACUCCAGCACCAAAGUUCACACUCACAGCAAAUAUGUAUCUGCGUGUCAGUUGUAAAGUGUGUGACAAACUGUUUCACAGUGAUGUUUUUUAUCAUGAACCUUAAAUUAUACUAAUGAUUUUAAUAUUUAACGAUGUGCUGAUUUAAGCACUCAGGUAUUUGCUGUAAAUGCUUUUUUUAUGUAUUAAUAAAUAACGCUUUAAACCUCU